Messenger RNA from Patella vulgata (common limpet), 1481 nucleotides. RefSeq lists its product as uncharacterized. The annotation marks the transcript as partial. The record is from RefSeq and is a predicted model, not a curated record. Lineage: Eukaryota; Metazoa; Mollusca; Gastropoda; Patellidae. The transcript has 2 exons.
UAUGAAUUUCCCGUUGAUGAGCAUUGGCGUAAAUUAUGGGUGAAUGCUGUCAAGAGAAAUGUUUCAACACAGCAUGAUCAUGAUUAUUUAAGUAGACUGGCCGAGGCUAUUGAUAAUUUGACAAGUCAACAUCCUGGGUUUUCUACAUUCUUACAUGACUACAAUACAGCAAUUCAGAAAGCUACAGCAUAUGAUGAACAUAACCAGAAAGUGCAAAUAUUGACUUUAUAUAAUGUAAAAGAUGAUGACAAUUUAUUUCGAUAUUUUACUGGUUUUCCUACGUAUUCAGUGUUUUUAGCCUUAUUUAAUUAUUUAGAAGACAAAGUUAUAGAUAUGAAAUAUGAUAAAGGAAGUAAAACCUACGAAUAUAAUUUUUUUAGUAAUCGGUACAUUUCUAAGCCAGGCAAGAAAAGAGCUUUAACUUUGCAAGAUGAAUUUUUUAUAACAUUAGUCAGAUUGAAAUUAGGCUUGCCUUCAAAAGAUUGUUCAAAGCGAUUUGGUAUUUCUGAAUCUUCAUUUUCAUCCAUAUUUAGAACGUGGACGACACUGUUAUCAAAAGAACUUACAAAUUUAUGUGAAUUACCUUCAAUUGAAUCUGUUGUGCAAACUAAAGCUUCCUGUUUUAAAGAUUUUAAUAAUAUUGCAAUUAUUAUAGAUUGUACAGAGUUGUUUAGUGAGACUUCUUCUUCAUUAACCGCUCAUAAGCAAUAUCAUUCUAAUUAUAAGCAUCACAGUACAGUGAAAUUUAUGGUUGGUAUCAGUCCAGCAGGAGCGGUAACAUAUGUGUCUCAAAUGUAUGGUGGUAGGGCUUCCGACAAAUUUAUUACAAAUGAUUCUGAAAGUUUAUUAUCUUAUCUCGAUCCAGGGACGAGCAUUAUGGCAGACCGAGGCUUUACGAUCUGCGAUGAUUUACCUGCUGGUGUUCAGUUAAUUAUCCCCCCUUUUAAACCCAAAGACAAGGCCCAAUUUUCUAAAGAUGAAGUACUAAGAAGUAAAAAAAUAUCAGAGGCCCGUGUUCAUAUAGAAAGGACAAUAAGGCGUAUUAAACAGUUUUUCUUGCUAGAGAAUGAGGUCAAGUUGGCCAUGAUAGGAAAUUACGAAAAUAUUUUUCGUACCUGUGCUUACCUUGUAAAUUUUCAAGAUCCUUUUCUCAAAGUAUAGGCUUUUAAAAUUAAAACAAACUGAAGACAUUUUUGAAGUUGUGAAGUAAUAAAUUUCUAUUGUUAACAGUAAUAACACUUAUAAUAUUAAAAAUAUAACAUAAUGUUGUCAACAAACAUGUAUAAAUUAAGUCACUAUGAAAACCUUCGGUCAUUACAAUUGUUUUAUAUAUUUUAUCAACAAACAUGUAUAAAUUCAGUAAUUAAGCCACUAUUUACAAUUAAAGAGGAAACCUAUCGGUCAUUACAGUUUUUUUUAUAUAUAUUUUGUCAACACACAUGUAUAAAUUCAGUAAUUAAGCCACUAUUUACAAUUAAAGA